This is a messenger RNA of Drosophila gunungcola (fruit fly), 1722 nucleotides long. Its product is annotated as protein ABHD18. The transcript has 7 exons. Bases 145 to 1677 code for a protein of 510 amino acids. The record is from RefSeq and is a predicted model, not a curated record. Lineage: Eukaryota; Metazoa; Arthropoda; Insecta; Diptera; Drosophilidae.
AAAAUUUUAAAAUUUUAAAUUGCAAGUCUUAUCACCAUGGAUGUUUCUUCUCCAAAAAAUUAUCGAUAGUGCUUUAGACGGCUUUACCAUCUCUAUCGGGCGAAUUGUUUAUUUUCAUUUAGGCAAAACAAGAAACUUCGAAAUAUGCCCAGUAAACUAGAUAGUCUGUAUCGCCGUAUGCUGAUAACGAGGUUCUUCGAGAAGGGAUGGGGGACGCCUGAAAACUUGCGCAGAUUGUUUCAGUUCCGCAAAAUAAUAUCCAAUAGGGAUUUGUGUUUCAAGCUCGUACCUCGUGAUUAUCCAGUGGAGAUCACGACAAAAGAAAUUUCUGCAGAAAGCACACUGAUACAAGGCAAAUUUAAAACCCCCCUUGAGUUACACUUACCCGGAGUGGUUCCAAAAGAAUCCCAGCAGGCACAUUUUCAAUUGUUGAUCCCGAACAAGUGGAAAAAUGAAAGGCACAAGCCGGUGUGCAUUCAUUUGGCUGGAACUGGUGAUCAUUUCUUUUGGCGUCGAAGAAAUUUUAUAGCAAAACCGCUCAUGAAGGAUGCCAAUAUAGGAUCCAUAAUACUUGAAAAUCCUUUUUAUGGUCUGAGAAAACCAAAUAACCAAACGCGAUCAAAUCUGCAUAAUGUGUCUGAUAUCUUCGUGAUGGGUGGGUGCCUGAUUCUGGAAUGCCUUGUCCUGUUCCACUGGUGUGAAAGGAAUGGCUUCGGUCCUCUUGGCGUUACUGGAUUGUCAAUGGGUGGACAUAUGGCUUCAUUAGCUGCUACAAAUUGGCCAAAGCCCUUGGUUCUCGUGCCGUGCCUUUCCUGGUCCACUGCCUCUGCUGUCUUUACCACCGGUGUAAUGAGUCAAUCCAUUAAUUGGGAUAUGUUGGAAACGCAAUAUUUCUCUGAUGGACAGUAUAGAGAACGCCUAUCCAAAAUGGUUACAGUGAUAGACGAUGCGUUUUCAGCAGGUCAAAGUUUUAUUCAAAACUUCAACCAAUCCCUGCACGAACUGAAAGAAGACAUUAGUGAUACGAGAAAGAUCCAGGAGCAUGGAAACAGCAAUACAUGUGGCGACAAAUAUGAGAGUCAGGGAAGUUGCUCCCAAGAAGAUAGUUCGAUAUUUUUAUCAAAGUCUUUGAAGAGCACAAAACUGGACUCUGAGAAUCUAACAAUAGAUAUUAAGGACACGCUGAAUGAAAAGGUUGCGAUCGCAACAGAAGAACCCUCCAAGGAAUCGAGCUCAGCGUUGACAAACCUUAUGAAAUUCAUUCUGCCCCUUUCCUCGCAAAACAAAUCGGAUAAAAUAGAUAUUACCAAGACGAAUUGGUGGGAACGGGAGGCCCUGCAAUUCAUGCGUGGCAUGAUGGAUGAGUGCACCCACCUGAAGAACUUUUCGGUUCCGUUCGACACCUCCCUGAUAAUUGCGGUGUGUGCGAAGGACGAUGCCUACGUUCCGCGGGAGGGAUGUUCCAGUCUCGAAGACAUAUGGCCGGGAGCAGAGAUACGGUAUUUGGAUGCUGGUCAUGUAAGCGCCUAUGUUCUCCACCAGAAACUCUUUAGAUCCUGCAUAAUAGAGGCCUUUGACAGAGCCAAGAAGAUCUAUGAAAAUGACGUUGGCGAAAGUCUGAAAUGUGAUAUAACCUAUCAGCAGUUGCUAAACAAAUAUGACAAAAAUAUUCAGUAAUAAUUAGCUAGAAAAUUAAAAUAUAAUAAACAAUAUGUUGCCAUA